CUUGUGACAUCAUCAGCUCUCUUCCGGGGCAUGUGUGGUCAAAGUAAAAUGUAAACAAAGUGCCUACCACAUUUUUUCACGAUACAACAGUUUCGAUCAUAUAGAUGCUAUUGAAACGCGAGUUUUCCUUCGCUGUAGAAUGUCGGCAAUAUAUUAAUUAUUACUCACAGAAUGCACAUGCAACAGCGUGCAAGCUAAUGUGAGCAAGCCGACAACUUCUGACAGCCACAACUUCUAGUUAAGGAGCCCAAAUGUCAGAGGCUGGCGAGCAGAUGGGUUCUGUUCGCUGGGCUUUUCGCUGCGCGUCGUGGACUCCUGGCAGGGCUGACUGGCUCUUUGCUGCACGCUGUAUUCAACCGGAAGAGAAAGACCGAAUAGGAAAGUUUGUAUUUGCUAAAGAUGCCAAAUCAGCCAUGGCUGGCAGGUUGCUGCUGAGGAGGUUCGUGUGUGAGAGGAUACACGUUCCCUGGACACAUAUCUGCUUGAAACGAUCACCGAGGGGGAAGCCUUAUCUGGUUGCACCGCUUCAAGAUCGACCUCAGACCUGGAACUUUAACAUCUCCCACCAGGGCGACUAUGCGGUGCUUGCUGCUGAGAAGGGGAUGGAAGUUGGGAUUGACAUCAUGAAGACAUCCAUGCCUGGUAGCAGAACUGUGCCCGAGUUCUUCCGCAUCAUGACUCGUCAAUUCACGCCGUACGAGUGGCGCGUCAUCCGGUCAGCCGGCUCCGAGCAGCAUCAGCUCGCAAUGUUCUACCGCCACUGGGCCCUGAAGGAGAGUUUCAUCAAGGCCAUCGGCACAGGACUGGGCUUCAAUCUGCAAAGGUUGGAGUUUCAUCUGUCCCCUGAACCUCUCACACAGGCCCAUGUGCUCUGUCAAACCAGAAUGCACCUGGAUGAAGAGGAUGAGGAGAACUGGUUGUUUGAAGAGAGUUUACUUGAUGGCGAUCAUCAUGUUGCUGUAGCAUUGGGACACAAUGCAAAUUGGACCUCAUCUCUUCCUCCGCCCACUGCUUUCACACUGUUGACGUUCACUGACCUCAUCGCAUCGGCAUCGCCUCUGACAGACGAAGACCCCGCCUACUGGGAAAGCUUCAGAAUGAAGGCCGAAGCACCUUUAAGACACAGACCUUUAUGUCAGACGUGAUCUCAGACAUUCAGAGCAUGAAGUGGUCACAUUUGAACAUUUACAGUGUUCCAGGACUCUUCACCAAUAGAGACAAAAUGGUAUUUGAGUGUUCAGUUGGCUCAAGAUUUUGCUUUAUACCAUAAUUUAUGCUCGUAUAUAAGUGAAAUGUGAUUUACGUAAUGCUAUUAUGCUCUUCAAAAAAUAUUCACAACAUGGACAUUUUUUUAAUUAAGCACACCCCAGACACUUCAUUAAGGGCACCAAACUUGUGCCUGCUUGGACGCCUUCAGAACAUUUUUAAUUAUUCAUGGUAGUAUGGACUACACAGUACGCACUGCCAUGUUCAAGAAUCUACUUUCAGAUGAUUUCAUCUCUAUGAAGUGUGAAGUGUCCUUGAAGAAGCAAUGGAGGAUCAUGCUACUUUUUGCCCAUUCAAGGGACAGAUGUGGUUAGCUCAGCAACAAUAUUAUUAUGAUUAUAACUCGCACCCGUAACUUCUGUGAUGGUUAUUAUAUCUUAUAUUAUAUCUUCCCUUAUAAAAGAAAAGCAAGCAUGAAUGAAUAAAGAGAACUUAGUCAAUA
Molecule: messenger RNA, 1708 nt
Organism: Syngnathus typhle (broad-nosed pipefish)
Lineage: Eukaryota; Metazoa; Chordata; Actinopteri; Syngnathiformes; Syngnathidae
Gene: aasdhppt
Product: aminoadipate-semialdehyde dehydrogenase-phosphopantetheinyl transferase
Exons: 6
Coding region: 252-1145 (297 amino acids)
Cellular component (GO): cytosol
Molecular function (GO): holo-[acyl-carrier-protein] synthase activity; magnesium ion binding
Source: RefSeq, a predicted model, not a curated record